Molecule: messenger RNA, 723 nt
Organism: Hibiscus syriacus
Lineage: Eukaryota; Viridiplantae; Streptophyta; Magnoliopsida; Malvales; Malvaceae
Product: membrane-anchored ubiquitin-fold protein 3-like
Exons: 3
Coding region: 1-414 (137 amino acids)
Molecular function (GO): protein binding
Source: RefSeq, a predicted model, not a curated record
AUGACAUUCCACUUCGACCUGCAAGCUAGGAAAUGGAGAACAAAACCUUCUACUGUGGCCCAGGGAGAGGGGCUUAUUGAGCUUAGAUUCCGCUUGUGUGAUAGGAAAGAUAUAGCACGCGGUAAUUACGAGCCCUCUAUGUCUGUUUCAACUCUCAAGGAAAAGAUUGUUGCUGAGUGGCCCCAAGGCAAUAAGGUGACACCAGAGUCGAUAAACGAUUUGAAACUCAUACAUGCUGGUAAAGUUCUGAGAAACAACAAAACCCUCGCUUGUUGCACAAAAAAAGUUGGUGACUUUCCCGAUGAUGUUAUCACCAUGCACGUGCUAGCGCAGCCUGCUAAAUCAAAACGCAAGACAGCAAAUAACAAAGAGGAGUUGCCGAAGCUGAAUGCAUGCGGAUGUAUUAUUCUUUAAUCCAUAAACAUCCUCUAUAGUUUUCAACUUGCUAGCUGAAAAUGAUCUAGCUUUUCACGCUUAUACCUCUAGUUUGUCUCUGUCUGAUUUGCUUGUGGAAAUGGAGUUCAUCUGAAUAUUGGCUGCCUUCAACCAUAGAACUCAGGUACACUGUUUCUCUGUAACCAUCCUCCUAGCGGUAAAAUUAGGCUAUCUGAAAAUCAAAUUUUGUGUAAGCUACGUUUGCCCCAUAGAGGCUAAUGAAAUCUAUUUGGAAAAGAGAUAAUGUUAAUUUGGGCAAAUUAACAAUGCUUUGCACAUGAAUGAUAU